CGUCCCUCUUCUUCUUCCUCCUCCCACCCACCCUGGACUUCGACUGUCUUCUGCUGCAGUAAGAUCUCCCAACCAUCUCUGCCAAGCUGUCGGACAUGUCAGGACCCGUGCCGAGCCGGGCCCGAGUGUACACAGAGGUCAACACUCACCGGCCCAGGGAGUACUGGGACUACGAGUCCCACGUGGUUGAGUGGGGAAAUCAAGAUGAUUUUCAAUUGGUGCGUAAACUGGGGCGUGGCAAGUACAGCGAAGUCUUUGAGGCAAUAAAUAUUACCAAUAAUGAGAAGGUGGUGGUGAAGAUACUCAAGCCUGUGAAGAAAAAGAAAAUUAAGCGUGAGAUCAAGAUUUUGGAGAACUUACGCGGAGGCCCUAACGUAAUCUCCCUCAUCGAUAUAGUGAAAGACCCUGUGUCCCGGACACCUGCCUUGGUCUUCGAGCAUGUUAACAACACAGACUUCAAGCAACUGUACCAGACCCUGACAGACUACGACAUCCGGUUCUACAUGUACGAGAUCCUCAAGGCCCUGGACUACUGCCACAGCAUGGGGAUCAUGCAUAGAGAUGUGAAGCCACAUAACGUAAUGAUUGAUCAUGAACACCGCAAGUUGCGUCUAAUUGACUGGGGUCUGGCCGAGUUCUACCACCCAGGACAGGAGUACAACGUCAGAGUCGCCUCCCGCUACUUCAAAGGACCCGAGCUCCUGACCUGUUCCAUGUGUUGGCAGAUGUACGACUACAGUCUGGACAUGUGGGGCUUAGGCUGUAUGUUGGCCAGCAUGAUCUUCAGGAAGGAGCCCUUCUUUCAUGGCCAUGACAACUAUGACCAGUUGGUGAGAAUAGCCAAGGUUCUGGGAACUGAAGACCUCUACGACUACAUUGACAAGUACAAUAUUGAGCUGGAACCUCGCUUCAAUGACAUUCUGGGGAGGCAUUCUCGUAAGCGGUGGGAGCGGUUUGUCCACAGCGAGAACCAGCACCUGGUCAGCCCCGAGGCGUUGGAUUUCCUGGACAAGCUGCUGCGCUAUGACCACCAGGCGCGGCUCACCGCCCGUGAGGCCAUGGAUCACCCUUACUUCUUCCCCAUCGUGAAAGAUCAGUCUCGCGUGGCCGGAGCCAACCUGCCCGGUGGGAACACAGCUGUCGGCUCAGCCGGCAUGAUCACUGGUAUCACUGCCUUGCCAGUCUCCGCUGCCCUGGGCCCUCUCACUGGCGCUCCGGUCCUUUCUGCUGCCACCAACGUCCUGAGCACCCCGGUGCCUGCCGCCCCACAGUGACGCCCCACCCAAAUCCAAAUCCCCCUGCACCCCUUCCCCUCUCCCCCUCUGGGCAGGUGCUAGAAGACAGGGUGCCACUCUGCCAGCCCUCACUUCAUCCAACUUAACUUCGGCGUGACCUCGCCCCCACCAACAUCCCGGGCCGAAGGACGCCGCCGUCUUAAGAAAAGAACGAUUAUCCCUCCGUUCCUUUUCCUCCUCGAAUGAACUUGUUAACCUGACAUCUGAAAUGAAUGUUCUGUGUAAUUUGAGAUAUACAGGUUUUCCUUUCAUUGUUCUCCACUAGCCGUGUGUGUGCGUGUGCGUGUGUCUCAUCACGGUGGGUUUUAUUUUCAUUUGGAUUGCGAAGGCAGUGGUCAAAGUAAAUCAGCAGAAGGCGAGAGAAAGAUGUUGGCUCUGAUGACGAAAAGGAGCUCUCCUGUAUAGUUUACUCCUGCAGCAUCGUCAAAAACCAGACCCGAUGACACUUAAUCAGCCUCCUCACACGAGUCUGAACCCUCCAGAUCACAGCCUUUUGGAAGUGUUUGGUGCUGUUCAGUGCUCCAGGUGUAUGUGAACAUGAUGACACUUUAACACUUUCUCUGCCCAAAUAGUUCUGUCUUGCCUUUUUCUUACCAAACCAUAUCACCAGUCUUCUUUUUGAUAUGCGACGCUCCGUCAUGAGUUUUGUUUGGUGUCGAAAUGUCCCGGACUGCUGGAUACAGGUUCAUCACCACAGAGUGGUUUCGAUCAACUCAAGUGUUGUACUCAGAUCUCUUUAAGGAGCCAGGUAAGGUUCAUUCAGGUUCUCAAAGAAAAUGGUUUCUCAAACGUGCUGCUCUCCAGUUCCUUGAAUGACUUCAAGUGGCUUUUCUUGAAUGACUUCAAGACAUAACCAAAGUUUACUCAGUCGGUUGGAAGACGAGACUGACCAAACCUAGUUUUGUUUAGUGGGAGUUACUCGUACUGUAAUGCAGGUUGACAAGGUGGGUUCUAGUAUAUACGAUGAAACGUGAUAGAAGAAUCAUGUGCAGGGGACUGAAUUGCUGUCGGGGUUGUUGGAAAGUUCUGUUCUGUAAUAUGUAGAGACAUGGGUGAGCUUUGUGAUGAGUAAGACACUGGACUGGCUUUCACCGACACAUUAAUGGUGUUACUGGAGGUCACUUGUGGAAUAGCACUUAAAGGUUAUGAAGGGUCGAGUUCUCCGCCGUGUUUUAGUGCCAGAGUUUGAAAGUGUAAGUUUUAGACCCUGCUCUGUACAUAUGCAUCUUUUUUUUUUUCUUCUUUUUUUCUUAAUUUCUUUUCCAGACCUGCAAAAUGCAAAUAAAUCCAAACAUGUAUACAUUGACCCUAGAGCAGAGCAGUUUGAGUCCCUACAUCACUGUAUAUAUUUUUAUGUCCUUAUGUAGAAGACUAGUAUUUGAGAAAUAUUUGUGUAAAUAAACGUGUUUUAUUUAUCAGGAA
Messenger RNA from Cyclopterus lumpus (lumpfish), 2717 nucleotides. Its product is annotated as casein kinase II subunit alpha-like. Gene Ontology annotation, cellular component: protein kinase CK2 complex; cytosol; nucleus. NCBI's taxonomy places the organism in Eukaryota, Metazoa, Chordata, Actinopteri, Perciformes, Cyclopteridae. The record is from RefSeq and is a predicted model, not a curated record. Gene Ontology annotation, biological process: protein phosphorylation. Gene Ontology annotation, molecular function: protein serine/threonine kinase activity; ATP binding.